Molecule: messenger RNA, 354 nt
Organism: Daldinia loculata
Lineage: Eukaryota; Fungi; Ascomycota; Sordariomycetes; Xylariales; Hypoxylaceae
Exons: 1
Coding region: 1-354 (117 amino acids)
Biological process (GO): triglyceride catabolic process; phosphatidic acid biosynthetic process
Cellular component (GO): lipid droplet; endoplasmic reticulum
Molecular function (GO): triacylglycerol lipase activity; acylglycerone-phosphate reductase (NADP+) activity
Source: RefSeq, a predicted model, not a curated record
AUGUCCCUUAAAGGCUCCGUCUUGAUUACCGGCUGCAGCAAUGGCAUGGCAGGUUCUGCUAUGGCAAAAGGCUUCCAGAAGCAAGGCUAUCAAAUAUUCGCGGCCUCCCACAGCUUGGAAACAAUGUCUGAAGUUGAGAGUUUGCCCAACGUCAAGCUGCAUCAGCUUGACGUUACUAAGUCUACAGACAUCCGUGAUGCAGUAGGCGACAUAAGCAAAGAAAUCGAUAGCAAACUGACGUAUCUUGUCAACUGUGCUGCUCGCAUUCACUUUAUGCCGUUGCUAGACGAAGAUAUAGAAGCUGGGAAAGCGCUGCAUGAUCUCAAUGUUUGGGGACCACUGGCAGUAACUUAG